Molecule: messenger RNA, 2291 nt
Organism: Oreochromis niloticus (Nile tilapia)
Lineage: Eukaryota; Metazoa; Chordata; Actinopteri; Cichliformes; Cichlidae
Product: receptor-type tyrosine-protein kinase FLT3
Exons: 17
Coding region: 473-2239 (588 amino acids)
Biological process (GO): homophilic cell-cell adhesion
Cellular component (GO): plasma membrane
Source: RefSeq, a predicted model, not a curated record
UUUUCAUAAGCAAUUCAGCUGAAGGCCAGCACACUAUGUGCUCACUGCUGGGAUAUUUCUUGAAUUACAAGAUUUCAGUCAGGAAGCCUAUUGGCAGCAUCUAUGCAUGUUUCUAUGUUACCUCAGAAAGAUCUUCCUGAUUAAGGAUUCCACCAGGAAGCAAAACAGAUCCAUUUAGGAGGGACCGAGAGGCACCCUGGGAUAAUUCUCCAUCGCCCGGCAGACAGUUUUUGUGAUCAGCACUGUUGUAUUGUUUGCAGCAUCGCGUUGUGUCGUGAGUGUGUGAGGAUCGCCUCUUCAUCUUCCUCAGUUCCUGCUCAGCUGGUAUUAAGCCGCCUGCCGAGGAUGUUUGCACAGCAUCAUAGUGAUUAACCUUUAUAAUAUCCUGGGGAAGAAAUUUCCAUGUAUUUGGCGCUGUUGCAGUGACAAAAUUUCCCCAAAUACCAUCAAAACAAGUAUUUGGCAGCUGAACAUGAUUACAGCUGUUCUGCUGUGUGCUGUUGGAGCGCUCUGCUCUGAUGAUGUGAAGACUCCAGCCUGUGUAUCCAGUCAUGAGGCGGCAUGUUUGCUACCAGCUGAUUAUCUGAAUCGAUCUGCUCCCAUCAGCAAAGAGUUGGCUGUGGGUAAGAAACUCAUCAUCUCCCUGGAGGGCCUCUCUGGAUCUCCUGUCUGCCACUGGAUCAGAGGAGAAGACCGAGUAAUGACAGCCAGAAAUGGGAGUCAGUCCAUGGUCACACCACCGCUUUCUGAGACAGAUUCAGGGGAGUACACUCUGACCUGUGACUCCAACAAUGCCGCCAUGUUUUCCACGACUGUGAUUCUUCAUGUAGUAAUGAAACGUCCAACAAAACCACAGCUGAUGCUCGAUGGUGUUGACGUGUCAGAUACUUCCCCCCUUUUUAAGUGUGUCUCUGAGGGUUUCCCAAAUCCCACAAUUACCUGGUCUGGCAACAAGAAUGUUGAUGAGGCAAAGAUGUUUAAGGCAAGUGAUAAAAGGACAGAGAGCAAAAUAUCAAGCGCUCAAUAUUAUAAUAGAGGAAUGAUGUGCUGUGCAACCAAUGCUGAAGGACAAGAGUGCUCCCAACUGUAUGACUACGACUUACAGAGCAGUGUAAUGAACAAAGAUGAGGUAUCUACUGUCACCCUGAGCAAAGGUCAGUCUCUGCUGCUUCGCUGCAGAGUAAAAGGAUACAGUGAGAAAUCACCUGUGUGGGAGAAAGGAGGAAGACAGCUCGAUGCCAGGACAUUAGCAUGCAAACCAGAGGAGGAGGAGGAGAUGUGCAUUAAAAAUGACUCACAUUACGGUGUUCGGAUGGCCUACCUGUCCAUCAGAUCAGUGAGAGAGGAGCACAGCGGCACAUACACCUGCACGAGUACAGAUAAAAACUCAAAGUCAGUUUAUGUUCAUGUCUCGGAUGAAGGUUUCCUCUCUGCACAGCUGGAUGAGACCAAGAUCAUAUCAGCUCAGGAGGCAUCCAGCACCUGCUUGCAGGCCACUGUUUCCUACCAUCCUGUUCUCCAGCACUGUUCUUGGGAGACUCCUGACAAAAACAGGACUAAAUGUGUCAGGGAGACAUGGGUAACACAGCACAGGACUGUGAAGCUUUGUGAUCCACUCAUAUCAGGAGAUUAUAAGUUACACCUGGAGGCUGGAGAACAAAAUGAAACAAAGACCAUAUCAGUGUGUGUUGUAGAUGAACCAAAGUUCAACUUCUCGUUUAAUAAGGAUGAUGGUACCAUCAACCUUGAGACUUUCAGUCUGUUGCCAGCAAACUAUACCUGGAUGUUUUGCUCUGAGCUCAAUGACAGCUGUGAAACAGACUCGUCCUGGGAUGAGGUCCCAAAUGCAUUUAAAGCAGACUCUGUUUCCUGCAACAAGACGAUCAAGAGCUCAGUGAAACCAGACCUCGGGGAUGGACAUCAUUUAAAGUUUUGUCUGACAAACUCACUUGGCUCCUGGUGCCAAAGUUACCACAUAAUCAUCCCACCUGCAGUCCAGUACUCUAUAGGUAAACAACCUCAGGAUAUCAUAUUCCUGCUGAAAGCAGGCAAUAUAACUCUCCUUCUGGCUCUGGUAGUAGUCAGCACAGUGCUCAUAUUCUUCAUCAAAAAGAAGAAUUUCAGAUCAACAGGGGAGAGUCUGGAGCUACAAGAGUCUCGGCUCCAUCAUCCAGCUCUCAACCAGACUUCCUGCCACUACAGGAAUGUAUCAACCACUGUGGACAUUUCUGAGGGAUAAAACAGAAAAAAGACUCUGCUGGCUGGUCUAUACUUACACAUCAGAGCCAGAC